GAAUGUAUAAGACUAAGAACCCCCCAGGGGCUGGAAAGAUUCCUGUCACAUCCUGGCAGGAUUUCUGGACAUCUACAAGCAUCAAUGGAAUUGCCAAUGCCGGAGGAGAAUAUUCAGCUCUUCGGAAAUGUGUUUGGAUGCUGAUAUUUGCUAUUCUAGCAGCUCUGACAAUUCACAAUCUUGUCGGUUUCUACUUUAACCUCUACAGUUACAGUACACAAGUUCAAGUCAAAUCUCAACCAGCGGAGAAUUUUCCGUCGGUAACGAUCUGCAAUCAAAACAGGAUACGCUGCAGUAUUCUAAAGGAGCUAGACGCAAACUGCACAGAGAAUGUUUCACGAUGUCUGGAUUUUGAUUACACAAGCUUGGCCGGAUUCAUUCAAAUUCUGUGCAGUGAUCCUUUGCCACCAAAUGAGAAUGAUGGAUCUGAACCAGGAAUUACUUUCAGUACCCCUGAUCCAAUAAACCCCGGUCGGAGAAAGAGACAAACUCCUCCAAUAAAGGUAAAUUUCAUUUGGCACUAA
Eurytemora carolleeae is the source of this 524-nucleotide messenger RNA. RefSeq lists its product as uncharacterized. Gene Ontology annotation, molecular function: ligand-gated sodium channel activity. The transcript has 8 exons. Lineage: Eukaryota; Metazoa; Arthropoda; Copepoda; Calanoida; Temoridae. Bases 3 to 524 code for a protein of 173 amino acids. Gene Ontology annotation, cellular component: membrane. The record is from RefSeq and is a predicted model, not a curated record. Gene Ontology annotation, biological process: sodium ion transmembrane transport.